Messenger RNA from Morone saxatilis (striped sea-bass), 1203 nucleotides. It is a transcript of the gene faap24, whose product is annotated as FA core complex associated protein 24. The record is from RefSeq and is a predicted model, not a curated record. The transcript is spliced from 4 exons. NCBI's taxonomy places the organism in Eukaryota, Metazoa, Chordata, Actinopteri, Moronidae. Gene Ontology annotation, biological process: interstrand cross-link repair. Gene Ontology annotation, molecular function: chromatin binding. Gene Ontology annotation, cellular component: Fanconi anaemia nuclear complex. Bases 190 to 846 code for a protein of 218 amino acids.
CAUCUGCUCCUCAGCUACACCAACAAACUGAACAAGAGGAACACAUUUAGACGUUUUGGAGGCAACAAAACAAACAACGUUAGUUCAAAAGUUGUGUUUCAAACUCUGCUGCUGCAUAUAGUUCUAUAUUUCUAUCCACAGUUGAAUAAAAGUGUCGUUAUAUAUAUUAUAUUCUAUAUAUUCAGCUACAUGGAGACUAAAGCGGCUGCUGUGCUGAAUGCGGUUCCUCCUUACGGACACCUUAUUGCCAGCGAGAAGUGGACAAACUCGUCACUAAUUCAAAGAUUAAAAGGUGGAGGCGUGAAGAUCCUGUUUGAGAAGGAGCUCGGUGUGGCAGAUUUCCACCUGCCCAACAAAAGCUGCAUCCUCUACGUGUCUGAGUGCGACAUCAUUGCAGGGAACAGCUACAAGAGGAAACUGGUUGGCUACAGAAACAGCAGCAGUAGUUUCCAGGAGCUGGUGCUGGUGGAGAACACCAGACUCAGUGAGCAGUACUUCUCCGCUGUGCACAAGUUUGUGGUGUUUGACCUCGGCCUGACUCUGCUGCCGGUCAGCGGGCAGACUGAAGCCUCACAGCUCAUCACUCAGAUUGUUCACGGUGGGGGGGGCAGGGAGAACCCCUUCAGGAGGAGGACUCGGUCUCAGCUGUUGGACCCGCUGAUCCUGGCUCUGGUCCAGCAGGUCCCCGGGGUCGGCAGGGUCAAAGCUCUGGCCCUGCUGCAGCACUUCUCCAGCAUCCAGAAGCUCUGCAACGCCGCCCCCGCCCAGCUGGAGCCCAUCGUGGGUCACGCUGCAGCUCAACAAAUCCACAAGUUCUUCCACAAAGCCACUGCUGCUGGAACCUGAAGGUCCGACUCUGCACAUCAACCGAGGAAAGUUUGGAUUGAAUCAUAAUGCAGAAAGCUUCAGCCUCACAUGGACACUAACUCUUUAUUUGAAAGACUGCAAUGGCAGAAAAAUCCAACAUUGCUCGUGUUUUAAACUGGAAGAAACAAUUAUUUUCUUUGUUUGUUUGUUUGUUUGUUUGACUGUUGAGGACCAACACUGCCGUCCACAGAGCCCCGCUGGUAACAGGGCUGAAAAUACUUGGAAACUGAUUUAGGUUUGGUGAUUGGGCCGCUGAGUUCUCUGCCCUGUGUGCUUUUCUGUUUCUAUUUUAGUUUGCACUUUUGCUUCCACAAUAAAUAAAUAUUUGUAGCAUCA